GCCAAAAUAAAAUUAAAAUUACAAAAUUUGCUUGAGAAAAAAAUUUAACACUAAAAUUUUUAUUAAUUAAUAAUAAGAAAACAAACAAUUUUACCAAAACCCCAAACAACAAAUAAAAAAAAGACAAACUGGAAGCUAAACAACAAAUAACGUGUAAAACAACUUUAGGCCAACAGUCGUCUAACGGUGGUUCCCCUACCACGACUGCUGGCUUGUUAAGUGACAACAACACUACACCAACACCACUACCACCACCACCCACUUCAUCAUCAACAACAUUAUUAGCAUCUUCAUUAGACACAUCAUUAAUAACAUUAGCUCCUAAACAACAACAACAACAACAAAUUGAUUUACUACUACUGGAUCCAAAUACAACAAAUCAUAAAAGCAGCCGAAUGCAGCCAACAUUGCCACAAACAGCCGGUACAGCCGAUAUGGAUUUGACGGCUGUGCAAUCAAUGGAUUGGUUUUUCAAAAAGGAACAAAUUUAUUUAUUGGCACAAUUUUGGCAACAGAGAGCUACCUUGGCUGAAAAGGAAGUGAACACCUUAAAAGAACAACUAUCCACCAAUACACCCAAUACUGAAGGAGAUAACAAUAACUCUGGUGACUUGGCCAGCAACACUGCUGCUAGCAAUACACUUGAAGCUAACGCCGACGAAGUCUUAAACGCUUUGUCCACACAAAUCCCACCAAAUAAACUACUUUCGCCCUCGUUUAAUAAUAAUAAUACCAAACUUUUAAAUAGUGUAGCCGCUGCCAUUACACUACAUCAAAACGGUGGUAAUCUUUUGGCUACCACACCCUCACCCUCGCCUCCUUUAUCGGACGCCGGCCACAACGUUAGUGGUUCUCAGGAGGAGGAGCAACUUAACGAAGAAGAGCAACAGCAAUUGAACGGUUGCUUAAAUCCCAAAUUGUUUUUCAAUCACGCCCAACAGGUUAUGAUGAUGGAAGCAGCAGCUGCUGCAGCGGCCGCUGCUGCCGCUGCGGCUGCAGUACAACAGCAACAAUCGCCCAUGCAUUCGCCACAACCUGCAGCACAACAACAGCAGCAGCAACAGGAUAAUGAAAAUGUUGAAGCUUUAUUAGCUAAACCCACCAAUACAAAGGAAAUCAAAGAUAAUUUAGAUUCCAAAUUAUUAAGUGAUACUCAAACACAAAAUAACCAUAGCCUACUUGCCACAACCCAUGAUAUGGAAAAACAGGAUAGAGAGCAGGAUACCAAUGCUGCCGCAAAUAGCGAUUGUAGUAAUAACAACAAUAAUAACAAUAAUAGUUUUAAUAGUGAUAGUAACAACAAAAAUAGUGUAAAUUCAGAUAAUUGUAUGGAAGUUAAAGAUAAAUUAACUGAAGAAGAUGAAGAGCAACAGGAAGAGGAAACACAACAACAACAUAUGGAUACCACUGAGGAAUUAAGUGGGAAAUUAUUAGAUAAUAACAACUACAACAUUAAUGAAAUGAAAAACAAUCAUAUGGAAUUAUUAGCUGCCAAAGAUAAAGAGAUUAAAGCCUUAUUUGAAGAAGUUAAACGUUUAAGAAACGUAGAACAAACACAUUUAAUACAAAUCCAUCGAUUAGAAGAACAUUUGGAAGCCAAACGCCAGCAUAUAAUACGUUUGGAAUCCAAAUUGGAUAAACAGCAAAUAAAUGAAGCUUUACAACAAAAUCAGUUAGAGCAGCAGCAGCAGCAACAGCAGCGCAAGCCAGAGUCUGAGGACAAAGACUGUGAAAUGUUAGAGAUUAAGGAAACAGCAAAGGCUCAAGAUGUAACUGAAGCCAUUGAAGCGCAAGUUAAUGAUGAUGACGACGAUGAUGAUGAUGCUGUCGAAGUUAUUGUUAAAGAGAGAAACUGUGAUUUAAUAAAAAAUAAAGUAGGCAAUGAUGAUGAAGAAGAGGAGGAUGAGCAGGAGCGAGAAGAGAACUUGUCUGAAGUUAGAGCAGAUAAUAAUCAAAAUUCUUUAGAUAUGGAAGAGUGUACAAAUACUAAAGAUUCUAUCAAAGAUAUACAAAUCAAAAAGGAAACACAAUCUCCCUUAUCUUUAGACUCGAUUAGCCAACAAAAUGCCAUUGCUGCUGCCGCCGCCGCAGCUGCAGCCUGCAAUAAUGAUCCCAAUAAAUUCCAAGAAUUAUUAAUGGAAAGAACCAAAGCUUUGGUAGCUGCUGAGGCUUUAAAAAAUACCGAAGUAAGCUUAACAAAUAAAGAAGAGCCAGAGCCUCAAAGUUUAGAUUCUAACAUACAAACAGAAACUAAAACUCAAGCUCUAGAUCAUAAUAAAGAAGAGCAAACCACAGAAAGCUCCUCAAAAGUGCCAAAAAUUGAAAUACUCGAUGAUGAUGAUGAAGAGGAAGUGGUAGAAGAGGUUAAUUCCCAAAUAAAUAAUAAUUUAACAACAAAAUCUUGUGAACAAGCUUCAGAGGCUAAUUUGAUAAAGCCACUUGAAGAACAAGUUCAAGAAGAAGAAGAAGAACAUGAACAUGAAGAAGAAGAAACUGAAAAUGAUAUCGAAGAAGUUUCUUCUUCGUUUAAACAGAAUGUUGAACGUUUUGGCACUUUAUUGGGUGAGGAAUUGGUGAAUACUUAUUGGCGCAGGGGUUUUGAUAACAGCAAAUCCUUGUAUAACAACAAUAAUUAUCAGCAACAUUUGCAGCAGCAACAACAACAACGUUCUCUGCAGCAGCAUCAUCACCACCACCACCAACAACAGCAACAACAACAACAACAGCAAUUGCUUAUGCAACAUCAGCCCCUACAACACCAACAUCAUCAUCAUCACUCCUCAACACAAACGCAUUUAUCAACACCACAGUCUCAACCACCCUGUGGUCCCUCCUCCACCACUUUGCUUAGUCAAUUAGUUAAUUCUACUUUUUCUACUCCCAACUCUAAUACUUCUUCAACUCAAUCCUCUUUACGUUCUGCAGAUGGUUUUUCACAUUCUCAAGCUGCCGCCGCCGCUUCACACCAUCAUCAUUUACAGUCCCACCAUCAUCAUCACCAUCACCUGCACCAUCAAUUGCCCGGCCAUUUGUCGUCGGAACAUGAUAAGUCUGCUCUUAAUCAUCAUGAUUCCUCGGCCUCCAGUGCCAGCACACCCAAUCUGCAGGAACAACGCCAGAACUCGGAAGAUCAUCAUAGUUUAUCUCUAAAUGGCUCGCUUAAGAAUCUAGAGGAUAAUAACAAUAGCUUAUGUGCCACUCCCACGGGUCAUCAUAUGGGCGCUGGUCAUGCCUCACAUUUGCCUCAUGGCUUUUUGCCCGGUUUACCAUUCCAAUUCCAAGAACGUGGCCACUUCCGUUUUGCCGAUGACUUACAAUUGCCCCCCGGCACUUCUAUGGCCGGACGUUUGGGUGAAUCUUUAAUACCCAAAGGUGAUCCCAUGGAGGCUAAACUACAGGAAAUGUUACGUUACAAUAUGGACAAAUAUGCCAAUCAGGCUUUGGAUACGUUGCAUAUCUCUAGGCGUGUACGUGAAUUGUUGUCGGUGCACAAUAUUGGUCAACGUAUAUUUGCCAAAUAUAUAUUGGGUCUGUCGCAGGGCACUGUUUCGGAAUUGCUGUCGAAACCCAAACCCUGGGAUAAAUUGACCGAAAAGGGUCGUGACAGUUAUCGCAAAAUGCAUGCCUGGUCUUGUGAUGAUAAUGCAGUGAUGCUACUCAAAUCGUUAAUACCCAAAAAAGAUUCUGGUUUACCUCCUUAUGGCAGUGGUGCAGCUGGUGGUCGUGGUGAUGAUUCAAUGUCCGAUGAACGUAUUGCUCAUAUUUUAAAUGAGGCUUCUUCUUUAAUGAAAUCAUCUUCAUCGGGCUCUGUUAUGCAUGAACAUCAAAGAAGAUCUUCUGCUUUGCCAGAAGAUUCACGCAGUAAUGAUGAUUCCAAAUCACCUCAUCAACCCUGCGCCUCACCUUUCUAUAAAGAGCAUCAUAGCAAAUCGCAGGGUGCUGAAUCGUCGGGUCAGGGUCUUAUGCGUGGCGUGGAUGAUAUGAAUCCGGAGAAAAUGGCUAGACUUUAUCAGGAAUUAAUGGCUAGAGCUCCACGGGAAGCUUUUCCAGGUUUCUUGCUUUCUCCCUUUUUCAGUGGUGGUCUUCCCUCAGCUGCCGCCGGCAUGGCUGCCAAUGCUUUCCCCGGUUUGGCGGGUGAUGAUAACAUGCGUUUGGCUUUUGAGCGUGAAAUGUCAAAAUUCCAACAACAGCAACAUGCUGCCCAACCACCUAACUUUGCCAAUUUCUCUAGUCUUAUGGCUUUGCAACAGCAAAUGUUAAACGGUGCCCAGGAUCUUUCUUUAGGGCCUGAGGACUCUAACAGCAAACCCAGCAAGGACUCCAACAACAAGGUAAAUGGUCAACGCACCUCAUUUGAGGGUUCCCAGAGCUCACUCAGCAAUCAUGGCCAAACCACACCGAAUGCCAAAGAUUCUAACUCCAACGAAGUGGAAAGACUUUAUCCUGGUUUGGUAAAAUCUGAACAGGGCAAUAAGACUCCAGCGCCUCUUGUCUCCAGCAAUGCUUCCACCACCAACACUAAUUCAGCAGCUCCCAGUCCUCUCAGCAAUUCCAUACUCCCGCCUGCUAUGACUCCCAAUGAGGAAUUUUCCGCCACCGCCAGUCCUUUGCAGAGAAUGGCCUCCAUUACCAAUUCUUUAAUAACACAACCUCCCGUACCACCUCAUCAUACGCCACCACAAAGACCCACCAAGGCGGUCUUGCCUCCCAUUACCCAACAGCAAUUUGAUAUGUUUAACAAUCUCAAUACCGAGGAUAUAGUGCGUCGCGUUAAGGAGGCUUUGUCUCAAUAUUCCAUUUCUCAACGUUUGUUUGGUGAAUCCGUGUUGGGCUUAUCUCAGGGUUCUGUGUCCGAUCUUUUGGCCCGGCCCAAACCCUGGCAUAUGUUGACCCAAAAAGGUCGUGAACCUUUCAUACGCAUGAAAAUGUUUUUGGAAGAUGAAAAUGCGGUCCACAAACUAGUGGCUUCCCAAUAUAAAAUAGCUCCCGAAAAGCUUAUGAGAACCGGCAAUUACAGUGGCUCGCCACAAAUACCUCAGGGUUUGGCCAGUAAAAUGCAGGCCUCUUUACCCAUGCAAAAAAUGAUGAGCGAACUGAAGUUGCAGGAACCAGCUCACAUUAUGCAGCAAAUGCAGGCAGCCGCCGUAAUGUCUGCCGCCAUGCAACAACAUCAACAGCAGCAGGCCGCCGCUGUUGCUCAGCAAACUCAACAACAACAGGCAGCACAAGCGGCUGUACAAGCUGCUCAGGCAGCAGCCGCCGCUCAAGCGGCACAACAUCAUCAAAGUAUGCUUUUAACUUCGCCGGGUUUGCCUCCGCAGCAUACCAUCGCUUUACCGGCCGCCAACUCACAACCUUCCUCAGGCACAACUACACCCGCCGGUCCUACACCCGAUAAGAAGCCCAUGAUGAUGCCCAUACACUCACCCCACCAAGGUAAUGCCAUGCGCAAUAUGCACCAGCAUAUGUCACCCACCGUUUAUGAAAUGGCCGCCUUGACCCAGGAUUUAGACACUCAGGUUAUCACCACCAAAAUCAAGGAAGCCUUGCUAACCAACAAUAUUGGUCAGAAAAUCUUUGGCGAAGCUGUAUUGGGUUUGUCUCAGGGUUCUGUAUCCGAAUUGCUGAGCAAACCUAAACCCUGGCAUAUGUUGUCUAUUAAGGGACGUGAACCCUUCAUACGCAUGCAGUUGUGGCUGUCGGAUGCCAAUAAUGUAGAGCGUUUGCAGGUUCUGAAGAAUGAGAGAAGAGAGGCCUCCAAACGCCGCCGUUCGACUGGACCCAAUCAACAGGACAAUAGCUCUGAUACUUCUAGCAAUGAUACCAAUGAUUUUUACACCUCCAGUCCGGGACCCGGCUCCGUGGGCAGCUCAGGCGCCCCACCCAAUAAGAAACAGCGCGUUUUAUUCUCUGAGGAACAGAAAGAGGCCUUAAGAUUAGCUUUUGCCUUAGAUCCUUAUCCCAAUGUGGGCACUAUUGAGUUUUUGGCCAAUGAAUUGGGUUUGGCCACACGCACCAUUACCAACUGGUUCCACAAUCAUCGCAUGCGCUUGAAACAGCAAGUGCCACAUGGGCCACCUGGACAGGAAACCAAUAUACCCACUAGGGAAAACACCAAUUCCACACCCUUUGAUCCCGUCCAGUUUCGCAUUUUGCUGCAGCAGAGAUUGCUAGAAUUGCAUAAGGAACGCAUGGGUCUGAGUGGCAAUACCCCCUUGCCCUAUCCACCCUAUUUUGCAGCAGCCGCUUUACUGGGACGUUCAUUGGCCGGCAUGCCCGGCACUAAUCCCCAAAACGCCUUGCCCACCAAUGAGGCUGAAUUGCGAGCCCUCAAUCAAGCUUUCAGAGAACAAAUGUCUGGUUUGGAUUUAUCCAUGAGCUCUUUGAAACGCGAACGCAAUGAUGAUUUCGAGGAUGAUAUGGAUGAGAGUCAUAUGUCCGAAAAUGAAAAUGAGGAUUUAGAUGAUGAGGACAAGACGAGUGAUUAUAGAAAUGCCGCCUUAAGCAGCAGUUUAAAUGCCCAGCAAUUUCUCAACAAUAUGCGUUUGAAUAGAAGAAAACCUGCCGCACCACAAUGGGUUAAUCCAGCCGUACCCUCUGAUAGCGAACGCAUUAUCAAUGGCGUAUGUGUUAUGCAAGAUGAGAACCAACAACAACAGCAGCAGCAGCAACAGCAAUUGUCUCAGGAGGAGGAACAUUUAGUUAAUAAAAACCAAGAACAGGAGGAAGAAAAUGACAUGAUGAUGGAGACUCCACAUCCUAAUCUCAUGGAACCUGAGGUGGUAAUCAAACAAGAAAAAGAAGACUGUGAAAGUGAUAGCGAAAAGGAAAGGAUCAAUGAGGAAAGUUUAACAGAGGAAAGAAUAAAGGUUAUACAAGAAGACAAGCUGAGAAUGGUGCGUGUUAAUCGUUUAAGCAGUGAAGAGGAAACCUUGGCCAAUAGCAGCAAUGCUGCCGCUGCCGUUAGCAAUCCAACAGCAACAGCGUGGAAUUAUUAAAGAGAGAUUUUUUGUUUUAAAAAUAUAGAGAAAAUAAUUAAAUAGUAAAAAAAAGUAACAGGAUUAAGA
Messenger RNA from Lucilia cuprina (Australian sheep blowfly), 7067 nucleotides. It is a transcript of the gene cut, whose product is annotated as homeobox protein cut. Lineage: Eukaryota; Metazoa; Arthropoda; Insecta; Diptera; Calliphoridae. Gene Ontology annotation, molecular function: DNA-binding transcription factor activity, RNA polymerase II-specific; DNA binding. The record is from RefSeq and is a predicted model, not a curated record. The coding region runs from base 396 to 6998 and encodes 2200 amino acids. Gene Ontology annotation, biological process: regulation of DNA-templated transcription. The transcript is spliced from 7 exons.